Messenger RNA from Talaromyces atroroseus, 1233 nucleotides. Its product is annotated as Histone acetyltransferase GCN5. Gene Ontology annotation, biological process: positive regulation of transcription by RNA polymerase II; chromatin remodeling. The transcript has 7 exons. Lineage: Eukaryota; Fungi; Ascomycota; Eurotiomycetes; Eurotiales; Trichocomaceae. The record is from RefSeq and is a predicted model, not a curated record. Gene Ontology annotation, molecular function: histone H3 acetyltransferase activity; protein binding. Gene Ontology annotation, cellular component: histone acetyltransferase complex. Bases 1 to 1233 code for a protein of 410 amino acids.
AUGUCAUCAGUCAGCGAAGAUUCUGAUGGCUCCCUAGAUAUGAAGCGCAAGGCUUCGGAAGAAGCUGAUACUCCCGAUUCCAAACACCAGACCAAGAAGGCUCGGACGGAGUCUCCCAAUGAGAUCAAGUAUGAGUCGGUCGAAAAGCUGCCGCUGAAAAUUGUUCCCUACCCAGAGAAAGCUGCUGUUAUUGAAGAACGACGAGGAGAAAUCGAAUUCCGAGUGGUUAACAAUGAUGGCCAGAGGGAGAGCUUUAUCAUUCUUACCGGACUGAAAUGCAUUUUUCAGAAGCAGCUACCGAAGAUGCCCAAAGAUUAUAUCGCGCGACUAGUUUACGACAGGACACAUCUUUCUAUCGCUAUCGUUAAACACCCCUUGGAAGUUGUUGGAGGGAUCACAUAUCGCCCAUUCAAAGGUCGCCAGUUUGCGGAAAUCGUCUUCUGCGCUAUAUCGUCGGAUCAGCAGGUCAAGGGAUAUGGUGCGCAUCUGAUGUCUCAUCUAAAGGAUUACGUGAAAGCGACUUCCGACGUGAUGCAUUUCUUAACCUAUGCCGACAAUUAUGCCAUCGGUUACUUCAAGAAACAAGGUUUCACCAAAGAGAUCAGCCUGGACAAGUCCAUUUGGAUGGGCUAUAUUAAAGAUUAUGAAGGUGGAACAAUCAUGCAGUGCACGAUGUUACCCAAGAUUCGCUAUUUAGAAUCGGGCCGCAUGGUUUUGAAGCAAAAAGAGGCGGUACAUGCGAAGAUCCGUGCCUUCAGCAGAUCACAUAUUGUUCACGCCCCUCCGAAAGAGUGGAAGAACGGCGUGACGAAGAUCGACCCCCUGAGUAUCCCUGCCAUCAAGGAGUCGGGAUGGUCGCCGGACAUGGAUGAGCUGGCGCGUCAACCCCGGCAUGGACCCAACUAUAACCAGCUGCUUCAUCUUCUCAACGAUAUGCAGAAUCAUUCGGCAGCUUGGCCGUUUGUGCAGCCAGUGAAUCGGGACGAGGUCCCGGAUUACUACGAGGUCAUUAAAGAGCCGAUGGAUUUGUCAACCAUGGAAGAGAAGCACGAGAAAGACUUAUAUCCCACGCCGCAAGAUUUUAUCAGGGAUGCAAUGUUGAUCUUCGAUAACUGCAGAAGAUACAACAACGAGACCACGCCAUACGCAAAAAGCGCCAACAAGCUUGAGAAGUUCAUGUGGCAACAAAUUAAGAAUAUCCCCGAGUGGUCGCACCUUGCAGAGAAUCAUUGA